Messenger RNA from Myxozyma melibiosi, 1762 nucleotides. RefSeq names its product tRNA synthetases class II core domain (F)-domain-containing protein. The record is from RefSeq and is a predicted model, not a curated record. Gene Ontology annotation, cellular component: cytoplasm; phenylalanine-tRNA ligase complex; cytosol. Bases 122 to 1600 code for a protein of 492 amino acids. Gene Ontology annotation, biological process: phenylalanyl-tRNA aminoacylation. Lineage: Eukaryota; Fungi; Ascomycota; Lipomycetes; Lipomycetales; Lipomycetaceae. The transcript has 6 exons. Gene Ontology annotation, molecular function: phenylalanine-tRNA ligase activity; ATP binding; tRNA binding.
AUGACACCCAGGGACCACUCUACAGAAAAAUGCGUUGAGACCGAGAGCGACGACUAAUCUGAAGACACACUCCGUUCACGUUCUCUUGGUCCGUUGUUGAUAAAUACGUACAUUUGACGACAUGGCAGAUCUUGCGCACUUGGUUUUGCAGACUCUUGACAAGGGUCCGAUAUCUGACACCGCGGUCACUUUCCCCGAUGUCGAGACCGGCGUCGUUCAUGGUGCUUUGAACUCUUUGGCUGCUCGGUCAAUGGUGACAUACAAGCCAAUCGAUAUCGAAUUCUGGACCCUUACUCCUGAGGCUGAAGAGAUUGUCGAGAAGGGUAGUCAUGAGUUCCGACUUUUGGAGGAAGUCACAAAGAGCAUGGAGGGUCUUAAGCUUGCUGAUGUCACGAAAGUGCUUGGUGCUGCGGGAAAGCCUGGUCAAUCGCGAGCGUUCAAGAACGGAUGGAUCAAGAAGGACGGUGACAAGCUUGUUUCGAAUGUCUCCGCAUUGCCUGAGGAUACGACGGCAAAAGAUCUCAAGACUAUCAAGGAGACUGGUACUCUCGGUGAUGCGAAGGAAUUGGGCGAGCUCCGGAAACGGAAACUUAUCGAGAAGGGAAAGAAGUUGUCGUACUCGGUUGAGAAGGGACCUGAGUUUGCUUUGGAGAUCAAGAAGCUCGAAACCGAUCUGACUCCCGAGAUGAUUGCGAGUGGAUCAUGGAAGACGCAGACCUUCAAGCCUUACAACUUCGAUGCCGAGGGAGCAGUUACAGCGUCCGGCGCUCUUCACCCGCUAAACAAGGUCCGCGAGGAGUUCCGACAGAUUUUCUUCGCCAUGGGUUUCUCCGAGAUGCCCACCAACCAGUUUGUCGAGUCUGGCUUCUGGAAUUUCGAUACGCUCUUUGUGCCUCAGCAGCAUCCCGCUCGUGAUUUGCAAGAUACUUUCUACAUCAAAGAUCCCGUCAAGGCUGACGAGCCCGAGGAUAAGACUUACUGGGAGAACAUUCACAAGGUUCACGAGGAGGGUGCCUAUGGAUCGAUCGGAUACAGAUACCCAUGGAACGCUGAGGAAUCCCUGCGACUCGUUUUGCGAACACACACAACCGCUGUCUCGUCACGGAUGCUGCACAAACUUGCCGCCGACCCCAAGCCCGCGCGCUUCUUCUCUAUCGAUCGCGUUUUCCGAAACGAGGCCGUCGAUGCGACCCAUCUUGCCGAGUUCCACCAGAUCGAGGGUGUGAUUGCCGACUACGACCUGACCCUCGGCGAUCUCAUCGGCUUCAUGGACCGCUUUUUCACACGUAUGGGAGUCGACAAGCUCCGCUUCAAGCCGGCCUACAACCCGUACACCGAGCCCUCGAUGGAAAUCUUCGCGUGGCACGCCGGUCUCAACAAGUGGAUCGAGAUUGGAAACUCAGGCAUGUUCAGACCCGAGAUGUUGGAGUCCAUGGGCCUGCCCAAGGACCUGCGGGUGCACGGCUUCGGUCUGAGUCUGGAGAGACCUACGAUGAUUAAGUACAAGCUGUCCAACAUCAGAGAGCUUGUCGGACACAAGGUCAAUCUUGACUUCAUUGAGACGAACCCUGCGGUCCGUCUUGAUGAGACGCUUGUUUAAAUCGAACCGUAUGAUUAUGUGACAGAGAGUUGCUAGACAGUGGCUUCGCUGUGAUGUUUGAUUUAUUUAAUUAUACACUUCCAUUUUUUGUACCUCUUGUUAUUCAUGUUUUUGUGUCAUCUCCAGGUAGAUAGCUAAUUAUCAAUAUAUUAUAUACAUCAA